Etheostoma spectabile (orangethroat darter) is the source of this 7526-nucleotide messenger RNA. It is a transcript of the gene hectd1, whose product is annotated as HECT domain containing 1. The record is from RefSeq and is a predicted model, not a curated record. The transcript is spliced from 39 exons. Gene Ontology annotation, cellular component: nuclear speck. Gene Ontology annotation, biological process: anatomical structure development; proteasome-mediated ubiquitin-dependent protein catabolic process; protein K63-linked ubiquitination. The coding region runs from base 420 to 7403 and encodes 2327 amino acids. NCBI's taxonomy places the organism in Eukaryota, Metazoa, Chordata, Actinopteri, Perciformes, Percidae. Gene Ontology annotation, molecular function: metal ion binding; protein binding; ubiquitin protein ligase activity.
UCCGAGCUCAGAAGGCGUCCCUGAACGCGGCAGCAGCAGUCGGCUCAGCUCUCCAUUUUCAGUCCGCUCUGUUGUGCCCGUCGCCCCGCUGCCACUCUGACCUUUUUACAACCGUUCCGACAAAAAAAUGGGAACUCUUUGAUUUAACCCCCGGCAUCGGCGACACACACAGCUCUUCGCCCAUCAUUUGGACCCAGAAUAUAUUCAUCUACACCGCCGCUGUGCCGAAGACAAGAAACGGUGAAGAGACUACAUGUCCCAGAAACCCCUGUGAGAGCAAGCUACUUCUUUCUCUCGUCCGUGUGUCCUCUCUCCCUCCGUCCGGUUGGUUGGAUGAGUCCCAAACAGCGACAGAACUGUGAGCAGUGAUUGGGCGCUGAGCCAGACCGGGUAGCCAACGGGGAGCCAGGCUAGCCAUCAUGGCGGACGUGGACCCAGACACCCUGCUGGAGUGGCUGCAGAUGGGCCAGGGCGAUGAGCGCGACAUGCAGCUCAUCGCCCUGGAGCAGCUCUGCAUGCUGCUGCUCAUGUCCGACAACGUGGACCGCUGCUUCGAGACCUGUCCCCCUCGGACCUUCCUCCCGGCGCUCUGUAAGAUCUUCCUGGACGAGAGCGCUCCAGACAACGUGCUGGAGGUCACGGCCCGGGCCAUCACGUACUACCUGGACGUGUCGGCCGAGUGCACCCGGAGGAUCGUCGGCGUGGACGGGGCCAUCAAGGCGCUGUGCAACCGGCUGGUGGUGGUGGAGCUCAACAACCGGACCAGCAGAGACCUCGCCGAGCAGUGUGUCAAGGUGCUGGAGCUGAUCUGCACCAGGGAGUCUGGCGCCGUGUUCGAGGCCGGCGGUCUGAACUGCGUGCUGAGCUUCAUCCGAGACAGCGGCCAUCUUGUCCACAAAGACACGCUGCACUCGGCCAUGGCCGUCGUGUCCCGACUCUGCAGCAAGAUGGAGCCGCAGGACUCGUCUCUGGAGACCUGCGUCGAGUCUCUGUCCAGCCUCCUCAAACACGAAGACCACCAGGUAUCAGACGGCGCUCUGCGCUGCUUCGCCUCGUUAGCCGACAGGUUCACCCGCCGCGGCGUGGACCCCGCCCCUUUAGCCAAACACGGGCUGACGGAGGAGCUGCUGUCUCGCAUGGCGGCCGCCGGCGGCACCGGUCCGCCCGGGCUCCUCUGUAGCCCGGCGGACCCCACGGGCGCGCCCCCCCGGCCGACUCCGAACUCGCAACCGGUGUCGCAUCGUAGCCUGCUGUCACGCGUGCGGGGUCGCCGCUCGUCCCACGACCUGCUGCGUUCGGCGCUGCCCGACUCGAUGGAGUCGGCUCUGGGCGGGGACGAGCGCUGCGUGCUGGACACCAUGCGCCUGGUGGACCUGCUGCUCGUGCUCCUGUUCGAGGGACGGAAGGCGCUGCCCAAAUCCACGGCGGGGUCCACGGGUCGGAUCCCCGGCCUGCGGCGCCUGGACAGCUCGGGGGAGAGGUCCCACCGCCAGCUCAUCGACUGCAUCCGCAGCAAGGACACGGACGCCCUGAUCGACGCCAUCGACACCGGAGCUUUCGAGGUGAACUUCAUGGACGAUGUUGGACAGACGCUUCUCAACUGGGCCUCAGCGUUUGGCACACAGGAAAUGGUGGAGUUUCUAUGUGAAAGGGGCGCGGACGUCAACAGAGGUCAAAGGUCGUCUUCACUACACUACGCUGCCUGUUUCGGACGCCCACAAGUUGCCAAGAGCCUGUUGCGUCAUGGAGCAACCCUGACCUGGAGACGAGGACGGGAAAACUCCUCUGGGCAAGGCCCGGAGCGAGGACACAGCGAGGUGGUGGCAAUACUGCAGUCCCCCGGUGACUGGAUGUGUCCGGUGAACAAGGGCGACGACAAGAAGAAGAAAGAUGUGAACAAGGAGGAGGAGGAGGGCAGCGAGCCCCGAGGAGACCCCGAGAUGGCCCCCAUCUACCUGAGGAGACUGCUGCCUGUUUUUGCACAAACCUUCCAGCAAACCAUGCUGCCUUCUAUUAGGAAAGCCAGUCUGGCUCUGAUCAGGAAGAUGGUCCACUACAGCAGCGAAGUCCUGCUGAAGGAGGUCUGUGACGGAGAGACGGGACACAACCUCCCCACGGUGCUGGUGGAGAUCACCGCUACCGUCUUCGACCAGGAGGACGACGACGACGGCCACCUCCUGGCGCUGCAGAUCAUCAGAGACCUGGUGGACAAAGGCGGAGACGUCUUCCUGGACCAGCUGGCUCGGCUGGGGGUCAUCAACAAGGUGUCCACUCUGGCUGGACCGGCGUCCGAUGACGAGAACGAAGACGAAACCAAACCUGAGAAGGAGGAGGAGGCGCAGGAGGACGCGAGGGAGAUCCAGCAGGGGAAGCCCUACCACUGGAAGGACUGGUCCAUCAUCCGAGGGAGGGACUGUCUCUACAUCUGGUCCGACGCCGCCGCGCUCGAGCUCUCCAACGGCUCCAACGGCUGGUUCCGCUUCAUCCUGGACGGGAAGCUGGCCACCAUGUACUCCAGCGGGAGUCCAGAGGGGGGGUCGGACAGCUCCGAGUCUCGCAGUGAGUUCCUGGAGAAGCUGCAGCGAGCGAGGAGUCAGGUGAAGCCGGUGACCGCCAGCCAGCCCAUCCUGUCCAGCGUGGGACCCACCAAGCUGACGGUGGGGAACUGGUCCCUGACCUGCCUGAAGGACGGAGAGAUCGCCAUCCACAACUCGGACGGACAGCAGGCCACCAUCCUGAAGGAAGACCUGCCGGGCUUCGUCUUCGAGUCCAACAGAGGAACCAAGCACUCCUUCACCGCCGAGACGUCGCUGGGCUCUGAGUUCGUGACGGGCUGGACGGGGAAGCGCGGCAGGAAGCUGAAGUCGAAGCUGGAGAAGACGAAGCAGAAGGUGAAGAGCAUGGCGAGGGAGCUGUACGACGACCACUUCAAGGCCGUGGAGAGCAUGCCCCGAGGGGUGGUGGUCACGCUCAGGAACAUCUCCACCCAGCUGGAGUCAGCCUGGGAGCUGCACACCAACAGACAGUGUAUUGAAGGGGAGAACACGUGGAGGGACCUGAUGAAAACCGCUCUGGAGAACCUGAUCGUGGUUUUAAAGGACGAGAACACCAUUUCUCCGUAUGAGAUGUGUAGCAGCGGCCUGGUCCAGGCUCUGUUCACCGUCCUCAACAACAGUGUGGAGCUGGACCUGAAACAUGACUGUAAGCCUUUGAUGGAGAGGAUCAACGUCUUCAAGGCGGCUUUCAGCGAGAAUGAAGACGAUGAAAGCCGGCCUGCCGUCGCCUUAAUCCGCAAACUGAUUGCCGUCCUGGAGUCGAUCGAACGUCUACCUCUGCACCUGUACGACACGCCAGGAUCCUCCUACAACCUGCAGAUCUUGACGAGGAGGCUGCGGUUCCGUCUGGAGCGAGCGCCCGGGGAGACGGCGCUGAUCGACCGAACGGGCCGCAUGCUGAAGAUGGAGCCGCUCGCCACCGUGGAGUCCCUGGAGCAGUACCUGCUCAAGAUGGUGGCGAAGCAGUGGUACGACUUUGAGCGCUCGUCCUUCGUGUUCGUGAGGAAGCUGAGGGAAGGACAGACCUUCACCUUCAGACACCAGCACGACUUCGACGAGAACGGGAUCAUCUACUGGGUCGGCACCAACGCCAAGACCGCCUACGAGUGGGUAAAUCCUGCUGCCUACGGCCUGGUGGUGGUGACAUCGUCAGAGGGGCGUAACCUCCCCUACGGGCGGCUGGAGGACAUCCUGAGUCGGGAUAGCUCCGCCCUCAACUGCCACACCAACGAUGACAAGAACGCCUGGUUCGCUGUCGACCUCGGUCUCUGGGUCAUUCCUUCAGCUUACACACUGAGACACGCCAGGGGCUAUGGCCGCUCGGCGUUGAGGAACUGGGUGUUCCAGGUGUCGAAGGACGGUCAGAACUGGACGACUCUCUACAACCACGUAGACGACUGCAGCCUCAACGAACCGGGGUCGACGGCCACGUGGCCCCUGGACCCCUCCAAGGAGGAGAAGCAGGGGUGGAGACACAUCCGGAUCAAACAGAUGGGGAAGAACGCCAGCGGGCAGACCCACUACCUGUCUCUGUCGGGACUGGAGCUGUACGGCACCGUCACCGCCGUCUGCGAGGACCAGCUCGGUAAAGCUGUGAAGGAGGCGGAGGCGAACCUGCGGCGCCAGCGGCGCCUGUUCCGCUCCCAGGUGAUGAAGUACAUCGUCCCGGGGGCGCGGGUCGUCCGCGGCAUCGACUGGAAGUGGCGCGACCAGGACGGCAACCCGUCGGGCGAGGGCACCGUCACCGGGGAGGCCCACAACGGCUGGAUUGAUGUAACCUGGGACUCUGGCGGCUCUAACUCUUACCGUAUGGGCGCUGAAGGGAAGUUUGACCUCAAGCUUGCUCCAGGGUACGACCCUGAGUCGGCUGCCACAGCGCCGUCACCCAAACCUGUCUCAUCCACUGUUUCAGGCCCCGCCUCCUCCACGGUGGGACCCUCCGCGGUGCCGGCGGCCGGCGGCGGCACCACCACCACCACGUCCUCCUCGUCCUCGUCCACCUCGUCGUCCUCACAGCAGCAGUCGUGGAGCAGCCUGGUGAAAAAUAACUGUCCCGACAAGGGCGGGGCGGUGGCGCUGGGCGGGGGCGGCGCCGGCUCCUCCAGCCGGAAGGGCAGCAGCAGCUCCGUCUGCAGCGUGGCCUCGUCCUCCGACAUCAGCCUGGGCUCCUCCGCGGGGCCGCCGGGCGCCGCCGGCCUGCGUCUGGAGCGGCGGGCCGAGGGCCUGCUGCUGGACUCGGGCGCGGCGGGGAUCGGCGGCGGCUCCGAGCCCAUCGUCGUGCUGUCGUCGGCCGAGGGCGGGUCCGGCUCGGUGUCCAGCUCCGGCACGCUCACCGCCGACACGCCCGUGCCCGGCGGCGACGACGCCAGGAACAAGGACUCGUCCACGGAUCCGGCGACGGCGAUCUCCAUGGGGCUGGUGAGCGUGAGCUCCCCCGACGUCAGCUCGGUGUCGGAGUCGUCCGGCAAGGACGCGGCGUCCCAGCGGCCGCUGUGCUCGGCGGCCAACGCCCGGCUGUCCGUCAGCUCGCUGCUGGCCGCCGGCGCGCCCAUGAGCUCCAGCGCCAGCGUGCCCAACCUGUCGUCGCGGGAGGCCAGCCUCAUGGAGUCCUUCGUCCGCCGCGCGCCCAACAUGUCGCGCACCAACGCCACCAACAACAUGAACCUGAGCCGCAGCAGCAGCGACAACAACACCAACACGCUGGGCCGCAACGUCAUGAGCACCGCCACUUCUCCUCUCAUGGGCGCUCAGAGCUUUCCUAACCUCACCACCACCGGCACCAACUCCACUGUUACCAUGUCAACCUCCAUAGUAACCAGCAGCAAUAACGUAGCCACGGCAACCACGGGUCUGUCGGUGGGCCAGUUGCUCAGCAACACGCUGACCACCAGCCUGACGUCCACGUCCAGCGAGAGCGACACGGGCCAGGAGGCAGAGUUCUCGCUCUAUGACUUCCUGGACAGCUGUCGUGCCAACACGCUAUUGGCCGAGCUGGACGACGAGGAGGACCUCCCGGAGCCGGACGACGACGACGACGAGAACGAAGACGACAACCAGGAGGACCAGGAGUACGAGGAGGUCCUGGAGGAGGAGGAGUACGAGACCAAAGGAGGUCGCAGGAGGACGUGGGACGACGACUUCGUCCUGAAGAGACAGUUCUCUGCUCUGGUCCCCGCCUUCGACCCGAGGCCCGGAAGAACCAACGUCCAGCAGACCACCGACCUCGAGAUCCCCCAGCCAGGAACUCCUCGUUCGGAGGUUCAGGAGGAGGUGGAGUGCGCUCCGUCUCCGCACCUGUCUCUCACUCUGAAGGUGGCGGGGCUGGGUACGAGCCGAGAGGUGGAGCUUCCUCUGUCCAACUACAAGUCCACCAUCUUCUACUACGUCCAGCGGCUGCUGCAGCUCUCCUGCAACGGAGCCGUGAAGACGGACAAACUGCGCCGCAUCUGGGAGCCCACGUACACGAUAAUGUACCGUGAGCUGAAGGACUCGGACAAAGAGAAGGAGAGCGGGAAGAUGGAUUUAUGUGAGCACAGUCUCAGUAUAUCGGGCGGUCGUUCUGGCGGCCAGAGCCCGAGCUCGCUCUCGGCCAAUCAGAGCAGUGAGAUCCUGUGCGUGGCACGGGAGAUGGCGCAGGCGAAGGCGGGCUGCAGCCAGAACGCCUGCGGGGUCGAGGACGUCCUGCAGCUGCUGCGCAUCCUCUACAUCAUCGGUGGAGACGGCGCCUCCAACGCACGCACUCUGCAGGAGGAUUUUGAGGAGCUGCAGUUCAACGCGUCUCCGGAGGAGUUCACCAGUAAGAAGAUCACAACCAAGAUUCUGCAGCAGAUCGAGGAGCCCCUGGCUCUGGCCAGUGGAGCGCUGCCUGAGUGGUGUGAGCAGCUGACCUCUAAGUGUCCUUUCCUGAUCCCCUUCGAGACCCGGCAGCUCUACUUCACCUGCCGGCGUUCGGAGCCAUCCAGGGCGGGCCCAGUGUGGCCCAGAACCGGCGGGGAGGCGAAGGGCCCCGGGGCCCGCCCCACGGUGCGGCGGGACGACCCCGGCGAGUUCAGGGUGGGCCGGCUCAAACACGAGCGGGUCAAGGUCCCCCGCGGGGACGCCAUGAUGGACUGGGCCGAGUCCGUCAUGCAGCUGCACGCGGACAGGAAGUCGGUGCUGGAGGUGGAGUUCCUGGGUGAAGAGGGAACAGGUCUCGGUCCCACUCUGGAGUUUUAUGCUCUGGUGGCUGCAGAGUUUCAGAGGACGUCUCUGGGGAUCUGGCUCUGUGACGACGACUUCCCCGACGACGAGUCCCGACAGGUGGACCUGGGCGGUGGUUUGAAGCCUCCCGGUUUCUACGUGCAGCGGUCCUGCGGCCUGUUCCCGGCGCCGUUCCCCCAGGACAGCGAGGAGCUGGAUCGGAUAUCCAAACUCUUCCACUUCCUGGGCGUCUUCCUGGCCAAGUGUAUCCAGGACAACCGUCUGGUGGACCUGCCGGUUCGAAACCCCGUUCUUAAAGCCCCUUUUGAAGGGGGGACACCCAAGCCCAAACCGAGAAAAGUGCUUACCCCCCGGGGCAGCCCCCCCCCGCACGGGCCCCAAAGCCGAGCCGUCCGUAACCCCCCCGGGCCCGGCGCCCCCGGCACCCUUCCUGCUGUGGGGGAGUUUGCGGGCGGAGGCGUCCACGGGAGAGCCAGGAGCCCCUACCCCGUGGGCAGUUUCGAGGGAAGACCCAAGUCGAUUUCCUCAUGGACCCCCCCAAACCCAAACCGCCCGCUUGGUACCACGGCAUCCUCACCGCGGACAAAUUUUCAGCUCGUAAACCCCCCCAGGGAGUUUUCCAAAGGAGGGGGGAAGGAGCUGUGGUGAAGAGGGGGGAAGAUCCUGUCCAGUAAAGCUUUUGAAGAUGAGAAAAACCCCCCGGCGCGGGGCCCGAUGCUGAGGAACCCGGGGUUGGGGACCCCCGCUCAGCACGCCCCCCCGGGGUAAAAC